Molecule: messenger RNA, 1350 nt
Organism: Hansenula anomala
Lineage: Eukaryota; Fungi; Ascomycota; Saccharomycetes; Phaffomycetales; Wickerhamomycetaceae
Exons: 1
Coding region: 252-1076 (274 amino acids)
Biological process (GO): signal transduction
Cellular component (GO): plasma membrane
Molecular function (GO): GTPase activity; GTP binding; GDP binding
Source: RefSeq, a predicted model, not a curated record
CUUUGAUCAAACAAGACCAACAAGCAACACUACAACUUUAAAGACAGCCUUGAAAAGAAGUUUGCCCUGACAAGAAGUCCAAGAAACUGUGUUAAACUUUAGAGUUCACCCAAAUUUUAAUUACAACUUUGGUCAAAGGCCUACCAAAAGAUCAAUAUCAGCAUCCAAAAAGGCAUAUAUAGAGAUUUCAAAGCCCUCAAACCAACUACAGAUCUAUCCUUUCAACAGAAGUACAGCCAAACCAUAAGAGAAUGUUGAACUCUGCUGAAACUAUCAAGAUUUGUGUCUUGGGUGAUGACGGUGUUGGGAAAUCAUCCAUAACGUUGCAAUAUACCCAAUCUCAUUUCCCGAUAGAUUUUGAUCCAACUAUCGAAGAUACUUACAAUAGAGAUUUGAGAAUCAACCAUAAGGAUUACAGACUACACAUUUUAGAUACUGCUGCUCAAGAUGAUUAUUCACAUUUGAAAGAUCUCCAACUUCAACAAGCUGAUGGGUUUAUUUUAGUUUUUGGACUCAAUUCUCUUGAAAGUAUGGGAUCAGCUGCAAAUAGUUAUAGACAUAUCAUAAGAGUUCAUGGUGAAUUACCACCUAGUAUUCUUAUUGGUAAUAAAGCUGAUCUAGAUAAUGAAAGACUAAUCAGUUCAGAAGAAGCAGAACAACUCGUUGAAGAGUUAGAAUUGAAUAAAUAUUUUGAAGUUAGUGCUAAAAUCAAUCACAACAUCAAAGAAGCAUUCCAAUACUUGGCUGAGACAAUCAUAAAUGAAAGAGAAGAGAAAAAAAGAAUGUUACUACUGAAGGAAAAGGAAACACCAAAAAUUGAAGUUACUGAUGGCUCAAAUGAUACCCUUGCUACAACAUCAGCUUCACCUCAUUCAAGUGAAGAAAGCGUUCCAACUAUGAAGCAAAAACAAACCUUCACCCUUGGUUCCUCCGUGGAGGAAAUCCCAAGUGUUGGUGAUGCUAAGGAAUCUAUAACACAUGUUAGUUCAGUUAGACAAAGAUCUUCUCAAAAUGUCCAGAGAGUUAAUGAAAAGCCUUCACAAAAAGAUGGUGGUGGAUGUUGUAUCAUCAUGUGAAAAGGUUCAACUUUGAAUCAUUUAUUAGAACUAUUUAUUUUAAAGCAUAUUGAAGCUGUUUGAUCAUUCAGUUUUUGAAUUUAUUUUUUUGCAUAUUUGAAUUGUUGUUUGUUGCAUAGAAGAGGAUAAGAACCCUAAAUUUCUAGGGUAUUGUAUUCAUAUUAUUUUUAUUUUGGGCGUUGAUUUGAUUUUCGUAAUAUUGAAUAAUAUAGUGAUGACUUAAGUUUAUAAUAUUUUUAAUUGUACAUAUUAUUGUGGAGGAUAACAAAGACAC